This is a messenger RNA of Sitodiplosis mosellana (orange wheat blossom midge), 950 nucleotides long. It is a transcript of the gene Npc2b, whose product is annotated as ecdysteroid-regulated 16 kDa protein. The record is from RefSeq and is a predicted model, not a curated record. The transcript has 4 exons. Lineage: Eukaryota; Metazoa; Arthropoda; Insecta; Diptera; Cecidomyiidae. Gene Ontology annotation, biological process: intracellular cholesterol transport. Gene Ontology annotation, molecular function: sterol binding. Bases 300 to 791 code for a protein of 163 amino acids.
ACAGUGAAGAAAAUACAGACAACCGUGCGACACCGCCGUCCGGUGUUGGGUCAAAAAGUUGAUUUAUAUUUUUAUAACAAAAAAAUAUUCAUUUGUUUUACUUCAUUCAGUGUAAAUCACUUAAAGCGGUAACAUUGAUUUAACAUCGCUCGGCUAAUUUAUGAUAAUCAGUCCUUAGCUGUUGUUCGAUAGUUGAUGCAAAGUUGAUACUCGGUGUUGUUUUUUUUGCACGUUUUUACAAGGCAUUCAUUUCCCUUCAAAACGCUCGAUAAGCUGAACGCCGCAACGUAGAUAGCAACAUGAAAGUUCAAUUUUUAACUGCGGUGGUGAUUUCUUUUUAUCUGAUCAUAUUGUGUGCUGAAGCAACUGUUGUCAGAAAGUGUCAAGGUAAAUCCGCUAAGCAAUUAAGUAAUGAAGACGUAACGAUUUCGAAUUGUAAAAAAGGACGCUGUCGGCUACGGAAAAAUACCAAAGUUACUAUUGAAUUGAAACUCACACCAGACCACGAUGUCAAAAAGUUGACCACAACGGUGAAUGCGGUGGUUCUGAGUGUGCCAUUACCGUUUAUUGGUGUGGAUGGUACGUCAGCCUGUAACAAUUUAUACCUUGAAGAUGGCACCACAAAAACGGAAUGCCCACUGAAAGCCGGCCAAAGCUAUGUGUACAAAAAUUCAUUCGAUGUACUUCCCGUUUAUCCAAAUAUACCCGCUCUGGACGUUCACUGGGCACUUACCGAGGCUAACAACAAAGCAUUGGUAUGCUUUGAAAUACCAGCAAAAAUUACGAAUUAAAUCGUUUUUAUUAUUAUUUUUUAUUUUUUGAAAUAAUGUAUUUUUCGUUUGUUUUUCUACAAACUAUUUUGUGGUUUAGUCCAUUUUUCUCAGCAACAUUUGUUCUCUCAAAUUGAGUUCGAAAAAUAAUAAACAUAAUUGUUGUAUGACAAAAGGCAA